Molecule: messenger RNA, 1560 nt
Organism: Raphanus sativus (radish)
Lineage: Eukaryota; Viridiplantae; Streptophyta; Magnoliopsida; Brassicales; Brassicaceae
Product: UV-B-induced protein At3g17800, chloroplastic
Exons: 3
Coding region: 158-1432 (424 amino acids)
Source: RefSeq, a predicted model, not a curated record
UUGCACAACAGUAUCCGGUUUAAUUCGCGUCGACAGGAAAAAAAAAAGGAUAAGUCGCAAACCAUCAAAGGACAGGAUCCGGUUUAUCUCUUUUAAAAUUGAUUCUAGGGUUCAUUCAUCUCCCUCAAAGCUCUCUCAUUCAUUAUCCUUCUCCAUCAUGAACGCCGUGGCAUCGAGUUUCGCUCAAUCUCCCUCCUUUCUUCGUCGAACUCCCAAAACCGCCUCUGGUUCGAUUCUCCUGACGUCAACCUCCCCUGGCUUCAUCCGAUUCGGUUCCGGACCUCAAUUUCGCCACAGAGUAAACAGCUCUUGUCUUAAACUCUCGAGACCAUCGCAAAGCCGAACAACUUCUCUCAAGUCUCGGACAAGCUUUGUCGUCAAAGCUUCAGCUUCAGGUGAUUCGUCGUCCGACUCAAUUGCGCCGCUUCAGUUGAAGUCUCCCGUGGGGCAGUUUCUGUCGCAGAUACUCGUCAGCCAUCCUCAUCUCGUCCCUGCAGCUGUCGAACAACAGCUCGAACAGCUUCAAAUCGACCGAGAAGCCGAGCAACAGAUCAACAACAAAGAUUCUUCCUCCUCCCCCCUUCCUCCUGCAACAGACAUUGUUCUCUACAGGAGAAUAGCUGAGGUUAAGGAGAAAGAGAGAAGAAGGGCUUUGGAAGAGAUUUUAUAUGCUUUAGUUGUUCAGAAGUUCAUGGACGCUAAUGUUUCACUUGUACCUUCCAUUACCUCCUCCUCCGGGAGAGUUGAUACUUGGCCCACUCAAGAAGACGGUGACCUCGAGCAGCUUCACUCCCCCGAGGUUUACGAGAUGAUUCAGAAUCAUCUCUCCAUCAUUCUUAAAAACCGUGAGGGUGAUCUCUCCACCGUGGCGCAGAUAAGCAAGCUCGGUGUUGGACAGGUCUAUGCUGCUUCCGUCAUGUAUGGCUAUUUCCUGAAGCGGAUCGACCAGAGGUUUCAGCUCGAGAAGACGAUGAAGAUCCUUCCUGGUGGGUCAGAUGUAGGAGGUGAGACUAGCAUUGAGCAAGCAGGGAGGGAAGCAGAGAGAAGCUUCUAUGGAGAAGCAGAAGAAGAGACUUAUCAAGCUGUAUCCUCAAUGGGAGGGAUUAAUGCCAGUGGUGGUUCCAGCAGCGAGACAACGAAACAGUCCCGGUUAAAGACGUACGUCAUGUCCUUCGAUGGAGAAACCCUUCAGAGAUACGCUACGAUUAGAUCGAGAGAAGCGGUUGGGAUCAUUGAGAAGCACACGGAGGCCUUGUUUGGGAGGGCGGAGAUUGUGAUAACACCGCAAGGGAUUGAUUCGUCCAAGGACGAGCAUAUAAAGAUCAGUUUCAAGGGACUGAAGAGGCUUGUGUUGGAGGCUGUGACGUUUGGUUCGUUCCUCUGGGAUGUGGAGAGUCAUGUAGAUUCGAGGUAUCACUUCGUACUGAACUGAAAUUGUUUGUGUGUGUUUUGGGUGAUACUUGUAGUUUCUCUGGGAGGGCUUUGGUGGGUUUUCUUUGUAUUUUGUUACUCUCUGAAAACUUAGAUUCAUCAAUACCUAAAUGUUAAAUUGCUGAAUGA